Pecten maximus is the source of this 471-nucleotide messenger RNA. RefSeq lists its product as uncharacterized. The coding region runs from base 1 to 471 and encodes 156 amino acids. NCBI's taxonomy places the organism in Eukaryota, Metazoa, Mollusca, Bivalvia, Pectinida, Pectinidae. The transcript has a single exon. The record is from RefSeq and is a predicted model, not a curated record.
AUGACGAGAGCACACUCUAAGAACCGGUUUAUGACGAGAGCACACCCCGAGAACCGGUUUAUGACGAGAGCACACUCUGAGAACCGGCUUAUGACGAGAGCACACUCUAAGAACCGGUUUAUGACGAGAGCACACCCCGAGAACCGGUAUAUGAUGAGAGCACACCCCGAGAACCGGUUUAUGACGAGAGCACACUCUGAGGACCGGUUUAUGACGAGAGCACACCCCGAGAACCGGUUUAUGAUGAGAGCACACACCGAGAACCGGUUUAUGAUGAGAACACACCCCGAGAACCGGUUUAUGAUGAGAACACACCCCGAGAACCGGUUUAUGACGAGAACACACCCCGAGAACCGGUUUAUGAUGAGAACACACCCCGAGAACCGGUUUAUGACGAGAGGACACUCUGAGAACCGGUUUAUGACGAGAGCACACCCCGAGAACCGGUUUAUGACGAGAGCACACUCUUAG